GAUAUAAGUGCGUGCACACUUUAUAUAAAUUACCCCGGGGAAAAAGUGACUGUGAGCAUUAGUAUCUGAAAUCCAGUACGGCAACGGACCACUUACAUGCAGAUAAAAGGAUUUAAGACUGUACACACAGAAACUAAAUCCGAAAUUAUGGAAUUCGACUGUGGAAUAUGGAAAUUUAAACCGAACAUCUUGCAACCGUGUGCAUCCAUUCGAUGGUUCACGACAUUUUUCAGCGUUACUGCACUUCUGACGUCAUCAUUACAAAUGUACAUCAACUCUCAGGUAACAUCAAUAGAAAAACAGUUUGAAUUAAGUAGUAAACAGUCUGGAUUUUUAAUGAGUUGUGAUGAAAUAGGAUUUUUGACAUCAUCUAUAAUAGUUGGAUACAUUGCUCGUCGAGUCCAUAUUCCUAGAGUACUCUCGAUUGCCACUGCAUUUUAUGGCAUUUCGGCACUCAUCUGCUGUAUACCUUAUGUUCUAACUACGUUAAAAGACAGGUCAGAUAACUUUUCUAAAUCACAUGGACGUUUUAAUGUUUCAAAUCCAAAGUUAUCAAAGUUUUCUAGUUAUCUUUGCGCGCCAAAUUUAAAUAUAUCAGAAGACAACUCGGGUAACCCAAGCAUGCGCAGUGACCAAGGCGAAGUGUAUGGAAAUUUGAAAGGCUGGAGUAUGUUUUUAAUUGGCUUGGGAAUGAUGCUUCAGGGUAUUGGUAAAGCCCCGAGAAACUCGAUGCUUGCAGAAUAUGUUGAUGAAAAUGGAAACCGAAGAAAAACAGGAUUCUAUGUUGGCAUCAUCGCAUCUACAGCAAUGUUCGGACCUGUCCUAGCUUUUGGCCUUGGAAGUGUUUUUAGUAACCUCUAUGUUACUUUAGAAGAUGUUCCUAUCAAACCACGUGAUCCAAACUGGAUAGGAGCUUGGUGGCUGGGGUUUCUAGUGUUUGGAAUUAUGUCCAUAGUUUCAGCGGUGCCCAUCUUUCUGUUCCCAAGAAAACUGUUAGAAAAUACAAAUGCAUCCCCCUUGAAAAUCAAGAGACGUACACAUGAAACAAAACUAUCUUUUCUGCACACUGAAAUAAAAGGACUUUUCAAGGCGAUCUGCAGGAUAUUUUCCUCCCCUCUAUUUAGCCUGACUCUAUUUGCCGCUGUUUUACAAUUACUAUCAGUAUCUACGUAUUUGACAUUUCUGGUAAAAUAUUAUGAAAACCAGUUCCAUUUACCAACAUGGAAAUCUAAUUUGGUUAUGGCUGGCUGUACCAUAACUUCAUUAUGUAUCGGAACGUUCAUUGGAGGGGUCGUAAGCAGGAAGUACUCCAUGUCACCAUUCAAAACUAUGACGUCACUUCUUGUUUGCCAAGCAGCAAGUACUAUUGUUUUUGCAGCAGGAAUUUUUAUUGGCUGUGAACAAUCAGCAUUUGUCGGACCAACGGAAUAUGGGUAUUGCGGGAUCAUGACAAAUGCAACAUAUGUGGACGCCUGUAACUGUAAUCAAAACAGUUACUUUCCUGUGUGCGGGUCAAACAGUCAAACAUAUUUCACUCCAUGCUUUGCAGGCUGUACAGGCGUAGGAAAAAGGUUGUUUACAAAUUGUACGGGCAUUGAUGAUGACAAGCAAACUACACACUUUGGAAACUGUGUUUCGGACUGCAAUGCCUUAUAUUGGUAUGUGGGUGUUAACGUGGUUACCAGUUUAUUAACAGCUGUUAAGAUAAUGCCGUUAUACAUUGUUAAAUUACGGAGUGUUCCGAAUGAAGACAAAGCUUUGGCUAUGGGUCUCUCGUCGUUUGUAACCUCUCUUCUUGGAUGGCUUCCAGGACCGCUUAUUUCCGGUGGACUGAUUGAUUCUACUUGUUUAGUAUGGAAAAAAUCACAUGGUGUUCGUGGAUCAUGCGCACUCUAUGACAAUGACGUAUUUCGUCUGAAACUCCAUGGGUAUUCGUUAAUUGGACGUAUACUGGUUAUUGUCAUAUUAUGUUAUUGUUGUUUCUACACAAGAAAGAUGAUCACGUGGAGCACCAUACCACAACCAGUACAAAAGGAAGUUUCUGUACAUGCGCAAGACAAAGAUAUGAAUGGUAAUCCAGGACAUGAAUUGAAACCGAUGAUUAAAAACACUGAAUAUGAUUAAGUCAUUAGAAAAUGUAAUAUUACAAAUCCACAUCUUAUUCACCUAUAUUUGCAUACUUAGUAUUUGUAUGAUAGUUUGUAGAUUUUUUACGUUUUUUUAUCAGUAUAUGUUUAUAGAAAUAACUUCCAGUUACUAGAGCUAAGAUAAUCUGUACCUGAUUUAGUCAUUGGACAAUCAAAUAUGACAAUUGCACAUUUUUUCCACUUGUAUUUGGAAAUUUAGUAUUUGUUUUAGUUUUCAAAUUGUUUCAUUUGAUUUAUCAAUAUAUGCUUACUAGAACACACCCGUGAUAUCGCGGGUCCGUGACUAAAUUAAAGUAUAUAACUAUGCGCAAGCCUUAUUUUAGUAUUAGUAUUGUCAUUUGAUAAAGUCAUGGCGAUUAUUAGAUACACAGUUUUCUCUGCUUUCAAAUCUUACUGUUUGAACCCGUCGAACUGGAACUUAUCAAUUAUUGGUAAUAUUAAUUAUUUGGAAAACAAAAGGUUCUUGAAUGGAGUAUUUUUUAAUCAACAGCAGUGUCAUAUAUAAGUUAUAAAUAAAGUUAAAUUCUUUGAUUCUCUGUUUUACGUCAUGUCCGUUAACAAAUUGAAAACUGUACCUAUACG
Molecule: messenger RNA, 2729 nt
Organism: Mytilus trossulus (common blue mussel)
Lineage: Eukaryota; Metazoa; Mollusca; Bivalvia; Mytilida; Mytilidae
Product: putative solute carrier organic anion transporter family member 1B7
Exons: 10
Coding region: 97-2124 (675 amino acids)
Biological process (GO): transmembrane transport; sodium-independent organic anion transport
Cellular component (GO): plasma membrane
Molecular function (GO): protein binding
Source: RefSeq, a predicted model, not a curated record